AGCCUGCCUCCUCUUCUCCACAGGCCUCCAGGAGCCACCCUCACUGCCGGCCAUGGGAGCCAGGUGGCUGCUCGGCCCCCGGCCCCUGCUGUGGGCCUGCGCCCUUGUCUCCCUGGCCACAGCUGCCCUCCUCGGGUACAUCCUGCUCCAGGACUUCUGGGUGUUCCCCCGGGAGCUGGAGGAGGCCCACAAAGCCGGCCGGCCAGGACACUGGCCCACCCAGGAGCACCCCGGCCGCCCCAGAGCAGCGCCCACCCAGUGCGAUGUGGCCCCCAAAAGCCGCUUCGACUGUGCCCCGGACAAGACCCUCACCCAGGAGCAGUGCGAGGCCCGUGGUUGCUGCUACGCCCCUGCGAGGCGGGGUUCACGGCUCCUCCGCCUGGGGCAGCCCUGGUGCUUCUUCCCGCCCAGCUACCCGAGCUACAGGCUGGGGGGCCUGCAGCCCUCAGAGGCAGGCUGCACAGCCACCCUGACCCGUGCCUACCCCACCUUCUUCCCGAAGGACAUCCUGACCUUACGGCUGGACGUGCUCAUGGAGACUGACAGCCGCCUCCACUUCAAGAUCAGAGACCCCGCUAACAAGCGCUACGAGGUGCCCUUGGAGACCCCAAAGGUCCACAGCCGGGCGCAGACGCCCCUCUACAGCGUGGAUUUCUCGGAGGACCCCUUCGGGAUAAUCGUGCGCCGGAAGCCAGACGGCCGCGUUCUGCUGAACACCACGGUGGCCCCGCUGUUCUUUGCCGACCAGUUUCUACAGCUGUCCACCUCCCUGCCAUCCCGGCACAUUGUGGGCCUCGCUGAGCACCUCAGCCCCCUCGUACUCAGCACCUCCUGGACCAAGAUCACCCUCUGGAACCGGGACCUUGCCCCUACGCCCAACUCGAACCUCUACGGCUCCCACCCCUUCUACCUGGCGCUGGAAGAUGGCGGCUCAGCUCACGGAGUGUUCCUGCUCAACAGCAACGCCAUGGAUGUGGUCCUGCAGCCCACCCCAGCCCUCAGCUGGAGGUCGACAGGCGGGAUCCUGGACAUCUACGUCUUCCUGGGCCCCGAGCCCAAGAGCGUGGUGCAGCAGUACCUGGAUGUCGUGGGGUACCCAUUCAUGCCGCCAUACUGGGCCUUGGGCUUCCACCUGUGCCGCUGGGGCUACUCCUCCACUGCCAUCACCCGCCAGGUGGUGGAAAACAUGACCAGGGCCCACUUCCCCCUGGACGUGCAGUGGAAUGACCUGGACUACAUGGACGCCAAGAGGGACUUCACGUUCAACAAGGACGGCUUCGCGGACUUCCCGGCCCUGGUGCAUGAACUGCAUGCCGGCGGCCGGCGGUACGUGAUGAUCGUGGACCCCGCCAUCAGCAGCUCAGGCCCCGCUGGGAGCUACAGGCCUUAUGACGAGGGUCUGCGGAGGGGGGUCUUCAUCACCAACGAGACCGGGCAGCCGCUCAUCGGGAAGGUGUGGCCUGGGUCCACUGCCUUCCCCGACUUCACCAACCCCGAGGCCGUUGACUGGUGGCAGGACAUGGUGGCCGAGUUCCACGCCCAGGUGCCCUUCGACGGCAUGUGGAUUGACAUGAAUGAGCCGUCCAACUUCGUCAGGGGCUCUGAGGACGGCUGCCCCGACACCGACCUGGAGCACCCACCCUACCUGCCAGGGGUGGUCGGGGGGACCCUGCAGGCCCCCCCCGCCCGCCAGUUCCUCCUCACACACUACAACCUGCACAACCUCUAUGGCCUCACGGAAGCCUUCGCCUCCCAGAGGGCCCUGGUGAAGACUCGGGGGACACGCCCCUUUGUGAUCUCCCGUUCAACCUUUUCUGGCCAUGGCCGAUAUGCCGGCCACUGGACAGGGGACGUGCGGAGCAGCUGGGAGCAACUUUCCUACUCUGUACCAGAAAUCCUGCAGUUCAACCUGCUUGGGGUGCCCCUGGUCGGGGCGGACAUCUGUGGCUUCCAGGGCAACACGUCGGAGGAGCUGUGCGUGCGCUGGACGCAGCUGGGGGCCUUCUACCCCUUCAUGCGGAACCACAAUGACCUGCACAGCCUGCCCCAGGAGCCGUACAGAUUCAGUGAGCCGGCACAGCAGGCCAUGAGGAAGGCCUUCGCCCUGCGCUACACGCUGCUGCCCUUCCUCUACACGCUGUUCCACAGGGCCCACAACAACGGCGAGACCGUGGCCCGGCCCCUCUUCCUGGAGUUCCCUGAGGACCAGCGCACCUGGACCGUGGACCGCCAGCUGCUGUGGGGGGCGGCGCUGCUCAUCACCCCAGUGCUCGAGGCGGGGAAGACCAACGUGACUGGCUACUUCCCCGCGGGCACGUGGUAUGACCUGCAGACGGUGCCAGUAGAGGCCCUUGGCAGCCUCCCACUCACACCUCCAGCACCUCUCAGGGCCCCCAUCCACAGUGAGGGGCAGUGGAUGACGCUGUUGGCCCCCCUGGACACCAUCAACCUCCACCUCCGAGCUGGGUGCAUCGUGCCCCUGCAGGGCCCUGGCCUCACCACCACAGAGUCCCGCAAGCAGCCGAUGGGCUUGGUGGUGGCCCUGACCGAGAGUGGCGAGGCCCGUGGGGAGCUGUUCUGGGACGACGGCGAGAGCCUGGACGUGCUGGAACGUGGGGCCUACACUGAAGUCGUCUUCCUGGCCAGCAACAACACCGUCGUGAGUGAGCUGGUGCACGUGUCCGAGGAGGGGGCCAGCCUGCAGCUGAGGAAGGUGGCCGUCCUGGGGGUGGCCACUGCCCCACAGCAGGUCCUGUCCAAUGGUGUCCCCGUCUCCGACUUCACCUACAGCCCCGACACCGAGGUCCUGGACAUUCCGGUCUCGCUGUCAGUGGGAGAGCCGUUCCUCGUCCGCUGGUCUUGAUCACACCGGGGCCGCGUUCCAGCCCGCGGGCGUGCGCCCUACUCCAGUGUCCACUGUCGCCUCCCUCCUGGGCUCUCACCACGCCUCCCCGGGUGCCCUGGCUGUGCCCUGAGGGUGGCUCUGUGCUCAGCACAUGUCCUGUUUGGGCGGCCCCAGCUGCCACUAGCCGACUGUCCAGGCACCUGGAAGGUGGCGUCGGACAGAGAACGUGCCUCACCACGCGGCGUCCUGCUCUGGAGGGUGAAGGGCGGGUGGUGGCCGCCAGCCUGGCAUGUGAGCCCAGAGCGCGGGAGAAACCGCGGGACUGGAGAACCGUCAUCAGAGCAGUGCUAAUAAAAGGGGCCAGGGCCACGCCUCA
This is a messenger RNA of Tupaia belangeri chinensis (Chinese tree shrew), 3221 nucleotides long. It is a transcript of the gene GAA, whose product is annotated as alpha glucosidase. NCBI's taxonomy places the organism in Eukaryota, Metazoa, Chordata, Mammalia, Scandentia, Tupaiidae. The record is from RefSeq and is a predicted model, not a curated record. Gene Ontology annotation, cellular component: lysosomal membrane. Gene Ontology annotation, molecular function: carbohydrate binding; alpha-1,4-glucosidase activity. Gene Ontology annotation, biological process: glycogen catabolic process; lysosome organization.